Zonotrichia leucophrys gambelii is the source of this 4223-nucleotide messenger RNA. It is a transcript of the gene BBOX1, whose product is annotated as gamma-butyrobetaine hydroxylase 1. Gene Ontology annotation, biological process: carnitine biosynthetic process. Gene Ontology annotation, cellular component: mitochondrion. The coding region runs from base 587 to 1753 and encodes 388 amino acids. Lineage: Eukaryota; Metazoa; Chordata; Aves; Passeriformes; Passerellidae. Gene Ontology annotation, molecular function: gamma-butyrobetaine dioxygenase activity; iron ion binding. The transcript has 8 exons. The record is from RefSeq and is a predicted model, not a curated record.
AGAGUUUGGUCCUGGUAGCAUCAAUAUGUUGCCAUGUGAGCUUAAGAACAAACAAGAAGAUACUUAAUAAAUAUGCAAUAUUUGACAUUGAUAAAGUCAUUAAAAUACAAAUGUAAUGACUUAUUGAUUCAGGGAGCGUCCCCUGAAUUUUUCUGAAUAUGCAAAAACAUUAGACCAUAGCUUUUCUAAUUCUAGCAUCUGUACACCAUCGUUCUGCAGGACAGUAUGCAGCUGGCUUUAACUAAAAGAGUAUAUCCAUAGAAAGGCUGUGAAAGGAGAGAGGAACUCUCACAGAACCCUGUUGCUAAAGUCAUGUUUACAAAGCUUUUCCUUACAGGGUGGUGGAUUCCAUGUUUUCUAUUCCACAGUAUCCACAGCAGGAGUUCGUGUAUGUACUUUCAUACUUUGGAUUUUGAACAUGUAAACGGCUUGAAACUCUGAAAAACAAAUGGCAACUGGUUUCAGGAGCUCCAUGACUUCCCUCUGACGUCUCCCUGUGACGUUUUGGCUACGGAGUCCAGAAAGCGGAGGAGGCGGCAGCGCUGCAGAGCGGAGUCCCGGUGUCUCGGAGUCCCGGCGUCUGAGCAUGAGCGCGGCCGUGCGGACGGUGCGGGCUGCGGGCGGGGGCCGCUCGGUGUGCGUGCAGUGGGAGGACGGCAGCGAGAGCAGCUACCCGAGCGUGUGGCUGCGGGACAGCUGCCAGUGCCCGCUCUGCUUCCUGCCCUCCGCCGGGGCGCGCAGGCUGCGCCUCGAGGACCUGGAUGUGGACAUCGUGGCCAAGCAGGUUGCUCUGGCAGAUAGCAAAAAGAUCUCUAUUACAUGGCCUGAUGAACACACAAGUGAAUAUGAAGCUGAGUGGUUGAAAAAACGAUGCUUCUCUGAAGAAGCCAGAGCUGAAAUGCGAGUAGAUUUAUUUUUGCCAGAACAUCAGUACUGGGGCUCAGACCUUCAACUUCCCAAAAUACCUUUUGAAGAGAUCAUGUACAAUGAUGAAAGUGCAUACAGGUGGUUGUGCACCCUAAAGAAAGUAGGAAUUGUUCUACUGACAGGAGCUGCUACAGGGCAGGGAGAAUUGAUUAGACUUGGCCACAGGAUUGGGUUUCUGCGUCUCACAUUUUAUGGACCAACUUGGCAAGUGCAAGACAAAGCAGAUGCUAACAAUGUAGCAUACACAACUGAGAGACUCUGUUUUCACACUGAUUACCCUGCUCUGCAGCAUCCACCUGGGGUUCAGUUUCUUCAUUGUAUAAAGCAAACAGCUGCAGGAGGUGAAAGUGAAGUCGUAGAUGGAUUUCAUGUAUGCAACAAGCUGAAGAAACAAAAUCCUGAGGCAUAUCAGAUCCUGUCCUCUACUGCUGUAGACUAUACUGAUGUUGGGGUGGAUUACUGUGAUUUUGCUGUGCACUGUAAACAAAGGAUUAUAGACACAGAUUCUAGAGGUCAAGCAAUUCGCAUCAAUUUUAACAAUGCAACAAGAGACACAGUGUUUGAUAUACCAGCUGAAAAAGUGAGGCCAUUUUAUGCAGCUCUAAAGGAAUUUAAUGAUUUAUUGAACAGCGCAGAACACAAGUUUACUUUCAAGAUGAAACCAGGAGACGUACUGACAUUUGAUAACUGGCGUGUGCUCCACGGUCGCCAAGGCUACCCAUCCUGUCCAGAAGUGACACGUCACCUGGAAGGUGCCUAUGCAGACUGGGAUGUAGUAUUGUCAAGGCUCCAGCUCCUUAGGAAAAGGGUCCUGAAGAGGGAUUGAGCUUUCUCCUAACUAGAAUGAGCAAAACGUAGAUUAUCUAACCUCAAUCACAACAGCAAUAUUUAAAAAAAUGAGUCUUCUUUUCAGAAACUGACAUCAUUUUUGACAAGGGCUUGUCAUAGAACCUAGGUAAUGGCUUUAAACUGACAGAAGGGAAGUUUUGGUUAGAUAUGAGGGAGACAUUCUUUACAGUGAGGGUGCUGAGGCACUGCAGCAGGUUGCUUGGAGAAACUAUGGCUGCCCAGUCCCUGGAAGUGUUCAAGGCCAGGCUGGGUGGGGCUUGCAGCAACCUGGGAUAGUGAAAAGUAUCCUUGCUUAGUGAAUGGAAUGAGAUGGUCUUUAAGGUCCCUUUCAACCCACACCAUUCUAUGAGUCUGUCAUGAAUAUAUUUUUGGUUUCUAUAAGCUGAGAAACAUUUUGUUCAUAUCAUUAUGUUCAUAUAAAUUUUGUUCAAAAUUUAAGAUUCAUCUGUGCCCUCGUCUUUGAAUCUAGGAAAUACAUUCCUAUGUCUCUAAGUUUAUGUGCUUUUAUAAAAGCAGUGUGCAAAGUGGCUUGAAAGAUUAUCAAUUCACUGGACUGACUGCAGAUCACAAUGCCUUCCUUUGUUUCUACAUAUCUAACUGCCCUCCUAAAAAGGCUUGAAAGGUAAAAGGAAAAUAGUAUCAUUAACUAAAUUUUGUUAUGAACAGGCACCUUUCUUUAUUUUCCGGCUUGCAUUCUUUAUUGCAUAGAUCAUAACUAAAAUUCACUAUCAAAAAAAAAACAAAACAAAAGACUGCCAUGAUGCCAUUUUUAAAUACAGACCUUUCUAGGUAGGACUCUGCUGUAAUACAUGAUGUCAUUGAACAGAGGCUAUAUUCUCUAUAUCCCCCUCUACAUCUUUUCAUUAUCACAGCCACAAAUAAUUUUUCUUACAUGCCCAAGUCCAUAAGCUCAGAAAUCAUAAACCCAUCAAAGAAUGCAUCAUAUUAAUGUUCCUCUGCAUUAGGAAGAUAAAUCACUCUCAGUGUAGAGGUCACAGACAGGAUCAGAAAUCCUAUCAGAAAUCCUAAUGUAGAGGCCUCGUACAGACCUAAGGUCUCUACAGCAGUUUUUUGAGUAAAGUCAAAAGGAGGAAUGCUGAUGGUGCUUGGUGGCUAGAAAUUACAAAGCAGAAGUGGCUAUUGACUUUUCAUGUGACAGAAAUUUGGCAACUAAACCCAAGUCUUUAGGAAUUUUUCCUCUACUCAACUGUGAUUUUUAUUCAGAAUCCAAUCUAGAAAUGACUGCAGCCAAAGUAGUGGAGUUCUUCCCUACAUUCAAAUGUCAAAUGGAAAAAGAAAGAAUUUUAAAGUACUUGGUUUCAUACUCAACAACAUGUCCACUGAGUUUAUUUUUCACUGUUCUUAUAGCUGCAGAGUUAACAGGAUGCCCUCUCACCAUGCUGAGAGCUGGACAAAAUAGCUACUCUUCCACCCCCAGAUCCUUCUGUUCAACUCUGUAUUUUCAAGCUGUCCCUUCCAAGUCAAAUAAAUCCUAGUCUCUUUUUGGAAGGGUAACACAAUAGAACCACAACUACAGAAUUAAAUAACCAAAGAAUUAAAAUAAGGCCAGGUUAGAUGGAGCUUUGAGCAACCUGAUUUAGUGGACGGUUGUGGGGGGAUAGAAUGUAAGAAAAUAAAGAUAGUGCAAAAGGUAAUCUCGCCUCUGAGGAUUGCAGUUGUACUAAUUACCAAAGAUUAGGAACAAGCCUGCCCUUAACAGGCCACAGCUGUGUCCAGUGAGGAUGAGUGCUAUAAAAGAGUGGGUUAGGUAGUUGAGAAAAGAGUUGGAGUUUGUUGGCUGUGCUGUGAGGAGCUGCCCAUGAGAGACCACCAAGAAGGUAUGGAACUUCUGCAAUAUGAUGACAACAGACAGUUUCCCUGCCAAUGGAACCGGAUGGUUUUUAAGGUCCCUUCCAACCCAGUCCACUCUAUUAUUCCGUGACCUAAAAUCAGCUUGCAAACACUUCCAUAGCUCCUGCUCAUCAUUUAAGAACAGAUAUCAGCUGAAUAAUCAGAUAAAACUCAAUUAGGCCUUUUUGUCAUAGGGCUGUUUGAAUGUAGUCCUCUUUAUUAAAUAGCGAAAUGUUUUUGUCAAAGUUAUGACCUCAUUAAAUAGUCUAACAAAAUUGGGGUUUAGGGGUAAUUAAAUCUCUCGGUGCCUUAUUUAAUAAUUAAUUCUGAAAACAUGAGGAAAAAUUUUUCUUUUUGUUUUUGCAAUAAAAGAGGGAAAAGCUGAGGAAAGAUUAAUACCUACAUUCUUAAUGCUCUGCAAUAACUGUGUUAUUUUCCAUAUAAAAAUGGAGUGAAUGUUGCAAUUUAUAAUUGUUAAGACAUCUUGUGCUUUAUAUUAGUCGUUAAUAGGGAAGAGAUAUUUUCCACUUGUAUUCUAUACUUUUCUGCACACUUUAAUUUGAUUUUCUUUUUAUUAAAAGCUUUUAUGAAACUUA